AAGGAAGCGGUCUUGGACUGGUCGAUGGAAAAGACGGCGGCUGCGGCGGAAGAUUCGUUUGGGAAGAAUCGAUCCGGCUCGGAAAUCUCGCGGAGUAAGAGAUUCUCGAGUAAGGUUUGCGAGGAACCAAGGUCGUCGGGUGUGACGGACCGUGAACCGGAGAAACCAAUAGGCACUGACGUGAUAGUAUCUAACACCGGCAUCUCGGACAAUAGCGUGACUGUGUCUGUGAUUUGCCCUGAAAGAACUCCCGAGCCUUUCAGCAGGAAUCAGCCGAAAAGAAAAUACGAGGGCGACGCGUCGCUAGAUAGAUUCUCUUUUCAGUGCGGCGCUCCCGUCGUUUCAGACAAAUCGCUGGCGUGUCGCUGGCGACAAAAAAUUUCAUCUCCCCGUUUAACCACCAGCUGCAUCGUCGGGCAAGAAACGCAAGGACGACGAUCAGUCCAUUUUCCCGACCGCUGCAGGCGCGGCAAGAGGACGUUGCUUCUUGCUGCAGCCCCGACAGACUGAUAAUCACGGCGAAGUAAUUAGUAACCGAAGGAAUGCAAUUGAAGUACGCCGGAAAUUGGAGCCAGCGAGGGAGGAAUCUACCGUUUUGCCAUCAAAGUUCGCGGCACGGAACAAAGUUUCGUGCUCGGUAUCAGCGAAAAAGAUCCCUGCAACGACCGAGGAAGACUUUGCGAAAGAGGAUUCCGCUGCUGCUGGUAUCUGGGACACGACUUACCACAGAGGAGGACGCGGGGAAUCGAAGAUUGGCGAGAAGGCAGCGUCACGAAGUCAACGGGACGAUUCCGAGGGGAGCGCGAGCGACGCCGCGAGACCGCGUGUUCCAAAUGCGCGAUCGCCGGGCCGGGAUGAGGCCGGACCAGUGCAAUCGGAACUCCGGGACGAGCUCGACUACCGAUUGACGCUGCAUCGGCUGGAAGUACGCGACUCCUCGAUUCGCGGGGGAGGGAUUCGGCGACUACAGAGAACGAUUAUGUUGCAGACCGAGGAGAAGCGGCUGAAAGUGAAAAUCGCUGAGAUGGCUAUUCAGGAGAUUCGAUUCAGGAUCCGUGCACUGAACGAGGACAUUCGGCGCGCGGACGAGCUGCACGAGUUGCAUCUGGCACUUGCGACGGCUCAAGCGGUAAGCCGGGUCAAAUCGCGAACACGAUAGCGCAAAAGCGCAUUCACCGGGACACUGUCAUCCGCAGUCAAUGGUUCCAUUAUUUUUUUUUAUCGUUACACGCGAUAGCCGCGUCAUGCGAUUUUUCGCGAGAAAUCCAAUAAUCCGAUGUCUCGUUCAAGCGAAGGGUUCUUCUGCCUAUCGAACGUAAAUACUAUAAUCGUUAAGGGAAAUAUUUUUCAAAGAAACGUGUCGCCCUUGCGCAAGAAAAGCGACACCGGCACUAGAAAAUGUAACUUUUGCGGUUUUGUAAUUUAUCCACUCGAAAACGUACGUACUUAUUUUAUCCAGAAAAGCAUCAUACGCGCAGCUAGAAAAAUUUCGUCCGAAAAACGACCAGCGCGAAGACUGUUUCAUUUAAAAACAGCGACGGUAAAGAGAAGGGAUGUUUAAAAGAAAAAUACGACUCUCGCGCUACGGAGAAAGAUUUAUCAAGGCGAGAAAAGGAAAAGACUACAGACAAUUUAGGAGAACCACGUGGUUGUAGCUGUGCACGAUCUGCAAGCAGAUUGAAAGUUUAAAAUCGUUCUUCUACAAAAUUGCUAUUUUUGACUCGUAGCACUUUUCUCGCGCAGAGGCGAUAUUCCACGUAACACUCGCUUUGUGAUAGAUAUGGCAUCAAUGCUGCAUGCGAAAUGCAUUUCUGCACUUACAUAUUGUCUGAAAUUCGUUUAUUAUGGUAUCCUUAUAAAAUAUCCUUUAAAUUUAACGAAUUAAAUUCAACGCUUACGUAUAUGAAAAAAAUGUUCUCGAAGAUCUAGGAAAAAAAUCUGAAUUAAUACCCUUUGUGUGAACAAAUUAAGAGCUGUGUGUAGAAAAAUUAGUAAUAGGUGUAAAGAAACGUCACCUAUUAUGAGACAGACUCCUAAUAUGAGGUAGCGAAAUUUCUGCAUGAAUGUAUUACCCUUCGAGCGAAAUCUAUUUAGUGGAAAAUUUUUAAACCGUGCAAUUGUUGCGAAAAGAGAUUUGUGAUUGAAUUCGGGUG
Molecule: messenger RNA, 2153 nt
Organism: Vollenhovia emeryi
Lineage: Eukaryota; Metazoa; Arthropoda; Insecta; Hymenoptera; Formicidae
Exons: 3
Coding region: 25-510 (161 amino acids)
Source: RefSeq, a predicted model, not a curated record